UCUCCUUGGCUUUAUGAGGUCAGAAAUCAUUUUGAUCUGAAGCAGGAGGUGAAGGAAGAACUCAAAUCUGUCUGGAGGACUCUUCAGUUUUUGUGUGGACAAACAGCAGGGUCUGACACGGUUCAUGGCUGAUCGGGUGCUUGUGAUUGGCAGUGGAGGGAGAGAACAUGCACUGGCCUGGAAGUUGGCCCAGUCUCCACAUGUAAAACAUGUGUUUGUUGCUCCAGGAAAUGCAGGAACAGCUGACAAUGGAAAAAUUUCAAAUUCAGCUGUAUUAGUGAGCAAUCACACUAUUGUUAUCCAGUUCUGCAAAGAUCAUAACAUUGGACUUGUGUUAGUUGGAGAAGAAGCUCUUCUGGCAGCUGGGAUUGUUGAUGACUUGAGAGCAGCAGGAGUUCGGUGUUUUGGUCCAUCUGCAAAAGCAGCCCAGCUGGCAUCCAACACCAGUUUUGCCAAAGCCUUUCUGGAUCGACAUAGGAUCCCAACAGCAAGAUGGAAAGCCUUCACCAAUCCUCAGGAAGCUUGUAGAUUUAUUAUCAGCACAGACUUUCCUGCACGAGUUGUACGAGCAAGGGGCCCUGCUGCUAGAAAAGAAGUGACUAUUACAGCCAGCAAAGAGGAAGCCUGCAGAGCUGUCCAAGAGAUUAUGCAGGACAGAAUGUUUGGAGAGAUGGUUGUUAUUGAAGAACUCCUUCAAGGGGAAGAAAUUUCUUGCUUGUGCUUCACGGAUGGUGUCACUGUUGCUUCAAUGCCCCCAGCCCAGGCCCACAAACGAUUGCUGGAUGGUGACCAGGGUCCAAACACUGGAGGGAUGGGAGCCUACUGCCCAGUUCCUCAGUUUGAUGUUGAUCAUCAGGUUCCAGAAGUUCUUCUAGAGAAAAUCAAUGAUGCUAUCCUUCAACAUGUUGUUGAUAGUAUGAGACAAGAAGGAACAGCAUAUGUAGGUGUGCUGCAAACAGGUUUAAUGCUUACCAAAGAUGGUUUGAAAAUUUUGAACUUUAAAUGUCAGUUUGGUGACCCUCAGUGCCAGGUAAUUCUUCCACUGCUUAAAAAUGAUUUUUAUGAAGUGAUUCAAGCAACAAUUGAUGGCAAACUCUGCAGCUUCAUGCCAGCCUGGUCAGAAAAUAGUACAGCUGUGUGUGUGGUCAUGGCAAGUCCAGGAUAUCCAGGAGACUAUGACAAAGGCAUGGAGGUGACAGGGCUGCUGCAAGCCAAAGAAUUAGGGCUGCAGGUCUUUCAUGCUGGCACAACGCUGAAGGAUGGCAGAGUGGUGACAAGUGGUGGCAGAGUCCUCUCCAUUACUGCUGUUAAGGAGGACCUGAUGAAAGCACUGGGAGAAGCCAACAGGGGUGUAGCAGCCAUACGUUUCAAGGGUGCCACUUACAGGAAGGACAUUGGCCAUCGGGGUAUACAGCUUCUCAAGCAGUCUCUGGGUCUAAUAUACAAGGAGAGACAUAUGGAAGCUGUAACCAGUGAAAUUUUGUUUCAUCAGCUGGAAACAUCAAUUGUAAGUGGUACCAGAUCAGGCUGUCAUUCAGAAAUAGGAGGCUUUGCUGGUUUCUUUGACUUGAAAGCAUCUGGUUAUGAGGAUCCUAUCUUGGUAUCUCGAGCUAAAGGCCUUGGACCUAAACUGCAGAUUGCACAAGUGUGUAAAAGACAUGACACCAUAGGUCAGGACCUGCUUGCCAUGUGUGUCAAUGACAUCCUGGCUCAAGGAGCAGAGCCUCUCUUCUUCCUCAGUUAUUUUGCCUGUGGCAAACUUGAUGCUGAAGUGACUGAAACAAUCAAAGAAGGAAUAGCUGAAGGUUGCAGAAAUGCAGGAUGUGCUUUCCUGGGCAGGGAGAUGACUGAGGUGACUGGCAUGUACUCUUCUGGAGAGUAUGACCUGGCUGGCUUUGUGGUUGGUGCAGUGGAGCGAGGGCAGAUGCUUCUGGGGCUGCAGAGAGCUGAGGAGGAGGAUGUGCUUAUUGGACUGGCCUCUUCUGGGAUUCAUGGCCGUGGCUUUAGCAUCAUAAGGAAGAUUCUCUUAAUGUCCUCCUUACACUACUCCUCACCAGCACCUGGCAGUUGUGGUGACAAGACUCUAGGAGAUAUGCUGCUGACCCCAGCAAAAAUGUACAGUCCAUCUUUGCUGCCUGUCCUUCGCUCAGGGCACGUGAAGGCUUUUGCAUUCAUUGCUGAGGAGGGGUUGCUGGAAGGCAUCUCCAGAAUUCUGCCAGAACAUGUCAGUGCUGUCCUAGAUGCUUUCAGCUGGAAGAUUCCUGAAAUCUUUUGCUGGCUUUACAGAGAGGGAAACCUCUCUGUGGAGGAGAUGGCUCAGACGUUUAAUUGCGGGAUAGCUGCAGUGCUGGUUGUGCAGAAGGACCUGGCUCAGCAUGUUCUCAAGGACAUACAGCGACAUGAGGAAGCUUGGCUGAUUGGGAAAGUUGUUGCCCCUUGUGAUACAGGUUCUCACAUCGAAGUCGAGAAUCUUCUAGAAGCUCUGCAGAGCAGCCCCCAGCAUCUGCUGAAUAACGCUGUUGUUGAGAGUCAACACCAACCCAGAAAGAACAAAGUUAAAGUAGCUGUUCUCAUCUCUGGAACAGGCACAAACCUUGCUGCACUCAUCAGUUACGCAAAAGAGCCAGGCAGUUGUGCUCAGGUUGUCCUUGUCAUCUCCAACAAGUCUGGUGUUGAAGAACUACGAAAUGCAGCCCGGGCUGGAAUUCCCACCAGGGUGAUUGAUCAUAAGUUAUAUGGGAGUCGCUCUGAAUUUGACAGCACCAUUGACCAAGUUCUUGAAGAAUUUGCUGUUGAACUAGUAUGUCUUUCGGGAUUUAUGAGAAUUUUGUCCAGUCCUUUUCUCAGAAAAUGGAAAGGGAAAAUUCUGAAUGCUUCCCCAUCACUUUUCCCACCAAUAAAGGACAGAAAUGCCCAUCAGCAAGCCCUGCAAGGUGGACACAAAGUCACAGGCUGCACUGUGCAUUUUGUCCUGGAGGAAUCUAGUCCGAAAGCUAUGAUCCACCAGGAGCCAGUAUCUGUGAAGGCAGAUGACACGGAGGAGAUGCUGUCAGAAAGGGUUAAAGAAGCUGAGUGUCGGGCUUUUCCUAUUGCCCUGCAGCUGGUGGCCAGUGGAGCAGUGCACUUAGGAGCUGAUGGUAAAACAUACUGGAGACAAGAGAGCCAAGGUCUGUGUCUUCAGGAAGAGAAGAGAGACUGCACAUCCUCUCCCGUGGCUCUAGAGCCUCAAGAAAACAAUGUGGUGUAGCCAGGUUAACAAGUGGCUUGCUGUCUGCUCAUCUUUCCCUCUUCUCUCCUCCUCUAUGCCCUUGAUGUGCUCCUUUUUGACUGCAGGCAUAUCAUUGUCACAGGUUUCCAUUCUGAGCCGUGAUCCCUUUCCGUUAGCUUGCAGCUUUAGUUACACUUGUUUUGCGAAAUUGGCAGCGGAAGCCAAACUCUCAUUCCAGAUUUUGAAUUUUUGUUCUGUUCUUUCAUCUGUGAAGGAGAUGCUGUGGUACAAAUCAAAGAAGGGGCUUAAGAUGUAAAAGUGGCCUAGUGCUUUAGAGGGAAAUCAGUCCAAGUUUUGUUGGCUGCAUCACCACGAUGCAGAGCACCAGGAGCUUCAGAAAACAACCACAAAUAGGAGCCAGACAUGUCUGGGCAGAUCAGAAGUGAGGUACAGCCUGGCACAGUGUGGAUUUGUGGGUGAACAAGCAUUGAGAAUGAAUGUAUAGUUCUGUGGGAGGAGGUGGGAGCCUAGAAGGACCCCAUCCUUGUGAGCCCCACCACUGUGGGAGCACCUCAGGGUGCAGAGAAGAGGAUACAUAAACAAGCACCAGUGUGGGAGCCAGAGUCUAGUGAACUCCCAAGCAGAAGACCCAAAGGCCAAAAGGCAGGGAACCUUAAAAGGCAAACCAAACUGAAACAACCCCACCUUCACAGAUUGUCAGUAUGAUGUGACAGUGCACACUGAACAUACAACUAGACACUUUUUCCUGCUCCUUGAAAGGGAGAGGCGCAGAGACAUUCCCAGAGUUCCAGAUUAAAACAUCUGGAUCUUGAGGGAUGAAAAUUUGAUUGGAGGACUAGAAACACAAAUUUCAGGCAUUUUUCUUCCCUCGUCCUUGAAAUCAGCAGAACAAGGCAUGCUCAGCUUAACUUACAACAGCAGGAAAAUCUCUUUGUUGACUGAAUGACCGGCUUGGUCCAGAGUCACUGCUGUUAAAUAAAGCCUUUUCUGUGGAAGCUAUUUUAUAGCUGCCAGAAUAAUGACUUCCAUGCAAGUAACAAACCAGAGGAGGAAUGUUAGCUAAGAAGCUACUUGAACAAAUUAGAAAAGAAGUAGCCAGAGCUAGUUUUCCAUUGGAGAGAUCCCUAAUAUCCAUCAGAUACAGUGAAAAAAAUGUAUUCUUAUUUUGGUAUUACACAUACUGUACUAGUGAGGGACAUACUGUAUAUUCCCCUCUUGGCUUUAUCAGGCUGUUCGAGAGCAUGAGUCAGAUACAGUUAAAAGUCUAAAUUUGUCCUUUCUUUUCUAAAGCAUAGCUAAUGGUGUUUCAGUAGUUGGGGAGGGAGAAAAAUUUGGUUCCCUACUGUGAGGUCUGCAUACAGAAAUCUGUAUCUGUCUUUUGCACUGCAAUGACUGGAGAAAGGAAUAUGUGUUUUUCAUGACCUGGGAGAAAUAAGAAGAUCUGUAACUAGGCAAGAUUAAGAAAUGUUUGGUAUAUAGAGAUACUUUUUUAUGAUAUGCACAUUGCUUAAUUUGCUUUUGGUUUGUGGUAACUCUGUAGAAACUUCCUGUUGUGUAUUAUUUGAAUUGCAUGGCAUGCAUGACUGAAUGUUCCAAACGUCACAAAUAAAAUGUUAAAAGAGAACAAGGCGCAAGUUAUGGUUUCCAGACAAUCACCAUGGUAUCAAACAACUCCUUCUCCAGUCAUGCUGCUGGCAUCCCUCUGAGGUUGGGUGCCGUAUAUUAUUAAUCUAUUAUUAUAGAUUAUAUAUUAAUCUAUCUACUCUUUAUACAGAGUGGUAAUUGAAGCAAAGAACUGGAUCUAAGAUCCAGUUCACACUCACAUUUCUUUUCAUGCAUUUGUAGAAAUACAGGUAAGUGCUAAAACCCCAUUUGCCAUCAGCUUUAGAUGGCAGAACACCCUACUCCCCCUCAAGCUGUCUGUGAUGAAACAGGGUGUUUGAACAUCUGAGCCUUCUGUUGGCCUUCCUGGCACAGAUCAAACUGCUUUUAUCAGUAUUGUACUUAUUAACUGUAAGAGUAGUGAUUUCACCUCUAGUGGUCUUAACUUCCUCUAACUUGUGAGUUAAGUACAAUUUGUUUUGACUUGCAGAUGGUUUACUUUGCAAUGUAGCUCUGGCACUGAGCUCGUGCGGGCUGAGCCCCUGCCAGGGCUGGACUCUCCCUGCAUCUUCUGCAUCCUCACUGAGCCAGGCUGGAUUUCAAACCUCGGUGGGCAGUUUGCCUGUGGGGAUGCCCUUCUGUGGGAGGGCAGGUUUGUAAAGAAAAACUCUGGGAUGAAGACUUGGCUUUUACUCUUUGGCCUUUACAAGCAAAUCAGAUUGGACCAUGUCGUUUUCCUCUGUAUUGGCUUGAGCUUUAUCCUCAGUGACAAACAAUGACAGGAAUAUCUUGUCAGCAAGUUUCUUCAUCACGGACCAGCUGGCCACGGACACAGUAAGGUCACCACACUCAGUGAAUUGUUCCUGACUUACAC
Pezoporus flaviventris is the source of this 5705-nucleotide messenger RNA. RefSeq names its product trifunctional purine biosynthetic protein adenosine-3-like. The coding region runs from base 125 to 3247 and encodes 1040 amino acids. The transcript has 22 exons. Gene Ontology annotation, molecular function: metal ion binding; phosphoribosylformylglycinamidine cyclo-ligase activity; ATP binding. Lineage: Eukaryota; Metazoa; Chordata; Aves; Psittaciformes; Psittacidae. Gene Ontology annotation, cellular component: cytosol. Gene Ontology annotation, biological process: adenine biosynthetic process; 'de novo' IMP biosynthetic process. The record is from RefSeq and is a predicted model, not a curated record.